Molecule: messenger RNA, 3764 nt
Organism: Radiomyces spectabilis
Lineage: Eukaryota; Fungi; Mucoromycota; Mucoromycetes; Mucorales; Radiomycetaceae
Exons: 10
Coding region: 224-3490 (1088 amino acids)
Biological process (GO): intracellular signal transduction
Molecular function (GO): guanyl-nucleotide exchange factor activity
Source: RefSeq, a predicted model, not a curated record
GAGAGACAAAAAAAUGGGAUUGCAGAAGAGUCAAAUUUUGAGCCAUUUUUUUUAGGUCUGCAAUUUUUGUUAGGUUGGUGGAAUUGCCAGUUUAUCGAAUUUUUUUUUCUUUUCUUGAAUUAGUUGUUUUUCUCAUUUCUCUGUAUUUCUUUUAUUUUUCACACUUAGAACUUGGAGAAAACGUUGGCUUUAUCCACCCUUUUUCCUUACUACUUGCAACUUCAUGGGUUUGCAUCGAGCCUUCUCGUCUUCCCCAUCGUCACGAUCGACCCCACCAGCUGCUCUGUCGCCACGUGAGGACCUGACGAGAUCGAAUAGCAGCUCGCAAUGGAAAGUGAGCUCUAAAUGGUUGAAACGACUGGGUUCCCGUCGUACCUCCACAGCCUCCCCUUCACCAACCGCCACCCCCACAGACCGCGGUGCUUUGGUCACCAUCGUGGAGAAUGCACAACACAAUGCGGUCAUGCCAUUCACACUAUCUCCGCCUCCCCUAGACUGGAAGACCGACUAUAUUGCUGGAACCAAUAAAUCCACAUCCUUUCCUACGUCUCCAAACCCCACCAACAACACCACGACGGAAACUGACGAGACGGAAAACCCCAACGACCAAGUAUUACCGUUGCCCCGUAAAAUUUAUCCGGCAUUGUUAUCGUCGGUCGCUUUGGAAUUUCAGCAAAAAGUCGUUUUAAGUGACCGUAUUAAACACAACAUUGAAUACAAAGCGGUAUUCGAUGGUCAAGAAGCAGUGGAUAAACUUUUAAUCAUUCUUGGCACCAAAAAUCGCUCACUGGCCAUCCGGGUGGGCCGAUCCCUAGGCGCCCAACGGUUAUUUCACGAUGUCCACUACGAGAAUGAACUUAUGGAUUCUUCCUCAGAGAUUUAUCAGUUUUCGCAACGAGUGGCGUACUAUGACGACGAUCGAUUGUCCCACAGCACCAUGACUACCGCCACCACCCUCAGCAGUCAAAGUAGUUGCAGUACGCUUCAUCAGUUGAUGAACGACGAUGAUAACGAUGACGACGACGACGAAAAUGCCCAUGGAGAAGGAGACCAAACAAUGCGGUCUACCAAUGGGCUGCAGGAUCCAGAUCGUCGCGUGAAUGGUAUCUUUACACCGCUCACUUAUUGUUAUGCGCCUACAUGCACCAAACAACAUCCUUGUUACAGUUAUGCGUGCCCCCAGAAACGGAAAUACCGAGCCGGUAGCGUGGAUACACGAGGGGCCAGUUCAACCCCGCAUGCGUACUUGCAAAAGGAAACACAACAACUGUGGGUCACCACCGUUCCCUCCGCAGUCAGAGAUUCGAUUUCACCUAGAGAUCGCAAACGACAAGAAAUCAUUUACGAACUUAUAUACACAGAGUUUGACUAUGUGAUGGAUCUUGAAUACAUACACAAGAUGUGGAUCAAUCCUUUACGUGAAUCCGAUGUCAUUCCUUUAGAUCGUCGAGAAUAUUUCAUCAAAAAAGUGUUUUCGAAUUUGUAUAAAAUAUAUCAGGUCAAUUCACGCCUCAUCGAGGCAUUGCUGUUGCGACAAAAAGAGCAUCCGAUCGUACACCAUAUUGGCGACAUUCUUCUUCGCUAUGCUGUAGACUUUGAACCCUACAUACACUACGGCGCCAUGCAGUACGAGGGCAAAUGUGUUUUAGAACACGAACGAUUUCGGAAUAGACGUUUCAAUCAAUUCGCAGAGGAAACCGAACGUCAUCCUUCAUCGCGAAAAUUGGAAUUGAAUGGUUAUCUUACCAAGCCCACGACACGAUUGGGACGCUAUACCUUGUUUCUGGAUAACAUUUUGAAAUAUACACAGGAAGAUCAUCCUGACCGCCCCAACCUGUUAAAAGUGAUGGAGGUCAUUAAACAGUUUCUAACACGCGUCAAUACGGAAACUGGCAAAGCCAAGAAUCGAUACGAUCUGGAUCGAUUGCAUCAACAUAUUCUCUUCAAAAAUGAACAAGAUGAGCUGGACCUCAACUUGAUGGAUGUGAAUCGUCAGAUUAUCAAACAAGGCACACUUCGAAAGGCGUCUACUUCGCACUCUACAGAAUACCAUGUGAUUCUGCUGGAUCAUUAUUUACUUAUCACCAAAAUGAAAAUGAUUGGCGUGACCGAAUACUUUAUCGUACAAACCAAGCCUAUUCCUCUACCUUUGCUUUCAGUGACCGUGCCUUCCACACGAGUUCGCGUGAAACGGACCGUGUCUGUACUUCCGCAACUUGCUCAAUCCAAUCUUGGCCCCGAGUUACCGAAACGAUCCUUGACCGAUGCUCAGCCACUAGAUGCAGGAGUUCACGGAGAAAUGGGAUAUCCAAUUGCGUUUCAGCAUUUGGGACGUUACGGAACCGAUCAAUUUGUUCUCUAUGCAUCGUCGCUGGCGACACGCAAACCGUGGCUGGACCAAGUGCAAAAGCAACAAUCAGUCUACGAAAAAUUGCCAAUUUUCAAACCAGUGCCACGCAUUUCGUCCAAAGUAUUGCCAUUUGGUGUAAAAAUUCAUCAGUUGAUACUUUUUUCUAAUGGAAAACGGUAUGCUCUGGCGACGGAUGCAGGCGUUUACGUUGCUAGUGCGGAUCAACUUGGCCGACCCAAACGUAUCUUGGAGUUGGAAAAAGUGACGCAAAUUCACAUCAUGGAACCGUAUCAGCUAUUGCUCGUGCUGGCUGACAAGAUUCUCUGGGAAUAUCCUCUAUCGGUAUUUGACCCAAAGUGCGAGAACCCACUGACAGGAAAGAAAGUGCAAGGGCAGGUUCCCUUUUUUCAUGUGGGUACAUGCCUAAAUCGCACUCUCGUCUGUGUACCGCGUACGUCACCACUCAAGUCGACCAUCACCACUUAUGAAGCAUGCCACUCCGAGACCAAUCGAAGACAAAAGAUGUUUUCCAACUGGAUGCGAUCGUCAGCCCUGAAUGAUCUGCACUUGCAGCGGUUCAAGGAUGUCUAUGUCCCGAGCGAAGCGUGGGCUCUCGAUUUGACCCCCAGCAAAGUAUUGAUUACCAGUCCGCGUGGUAUUAUUCUGGUCGACAUGCAAACCGCCAAACCGCAACAAUUAUUGAAUCCUAGAGAUCGCCAAUUGUCGUUUGUGACCGAUCGAGAAAAGGAAGAAUCCAACUUGAGUCUUCGUCCGACCGUCAAACACAUUCAUGUGUUCCGCACUCCCUCGGGACAUCACUUUGUGUGUUAUGACGAAUUUGCUUUUUACAUUGACGGCAAAGGCAACCGUGUACAUCCCAACUUUUUCAUCGAAUGGGCCGGUGCGCCGGAAUGUUUUAGCUUUCAUUUUCCCUAUGUGAUUGCCUUCGAACCGUCUCUUAUUGAAAUCCGCAACAUCAUCACUGGUGAUCUUGAGCAGAUUAUUCAAGGAAAUCACAUCCGCUGUAUCCAACCGGGCCAUAAAUUGGAUAAACCCGUUAUCUUCUAUCUGAUGGAGGAUCCUGACCGACCUUUCCAGCAAACCGUCUUUGAGCUUCAGUUCUCCAAAGAAACGCAUUGAUACCUGAACCCUUUAUCUUAUUUCAUCCGUGACGACGAGAUGAACAAUUUUGUUUUCAAGGCAAUAUCUUGAUUGUCUGCUAUCAAGAACCUUCUGUCUUGAAAAGUUAACAUCUCAUUGCCGUGUAAAUUUUCUACAUAGAAGCUGUAUUUUUCUCUUACCGUAAUUCUAUCUAUUAAUCACCUGCUUGCAUUCUCUUCUAUUACUAUUGCCUAUUAUUAUUAUCAUGCUAAUCCCUUCCUUUUCCCUUUCUGUACGCGAUAUUUUAUCCAAC